CCGGGCGGGGCGUGGCGUGUGUUGUGGUUCCCAGCCGGCUGGGCGUGCUUCAGUGACUGCAGACUUUGGUGCGCGAUCCUGCUCGUUUAUUGGAACGUGACAACACGUUGGUUUGAGCAUUGUGACACAUUCGUUUGGGUGUGAAUGGGCCAAAAAUCAGCUCUAGAAUGAGGGUGUUUACGGUUUGACGAAUGAUCAGCGCAUGCUGAAGAACAGUGUUUGAACGGUUCUCAAGUGAAGUAGUCGGACCGCUUGGAUUGGAACAGAAGUCACAAAAGAACUAGCGCAAAGGAUACAUCGUUUAGCGUUCCCAAGGCCAAAAAUCUUGAUGGAUGCUGCCCCGUGGGACAAGAGCUUCAUCGUCGUCUUCUCGACACCACAAGUAAUAUGCUCUUCAUUGUGCCAGUGUUGUAUUUCUUCGUGCCGCAGGCCUUAGCAUCAUGCCCACCACUGCAGUCGGAGACGGUCCGGGUGGUGUGUUGGCUCGGCGAGCGGGCCGUCGACUGCAUGAAGGACCCUGUGCCGCCUGGAACCCUAGCCAGGUUCUUCUGCAUGCCUGGGCAUCAACUCUCGCUGCCCAACAUGCCGCCCGCGAGGUUCCAGUCCCGCUGCGGCAGCGAUAGCGCCUGGAGUAUGCAGCCCUUCAGCUGCCAGCCAGUGACUUGCCCACCGUUGCAGCUUCGGACGGUGGUCGCGGAUUGCACGCUCGCGGGGCAGCCGGUGCCCUGCAAAGAGCAGCCAGUCUCGCCAGGGACCGUCGCCACUUUUAAGUGCAAGCCCGGCCACAAGAUCAAGUUCGGGUAUUCCCGGGACCCGAACUUCCAGUCGCAGUGCGGCACGGACGGGCUGUGGAGCGAAGGGCCCUUUCGAUGCGAACCGGAAUCGAGUGCAAGUGCGGCAACCCCAGCGCCAGUGACGUGCCCACCGCUGGAGUCGAAGACGGUGCUGGCAGAGUGCCGGUUCCAGGGACGGCCCUUCGACUGCACGGCGCGGAGCGUGCCUGCCGGAACCACCGCCAGGUUCCGCUGCAAACCCCUGCACCAGUUCCUGUUCGGCUACCUGCCGGCCUCCAGCUUCGAGUCCCAGUGCGGUGCAGACGGGCAGUGGACUGUGCAGCCCUUCCGAUGCGAGCCCAUCUGCGGGCAGCCCACCGGCAAAGGGAUCAGCUUCAUCCGCGACGGCAACGUGACGGCCUCAGCAGCCGACUUCCCCUGGCACGUGGUCAUCUACGACCUGACCAAGGACCUGCAGCAGAUCUGCGGCGGCACGCUCAUCUCGCCCAAGUACUUCGUGUCCGCUGCUCACUGCUUCCACGAUGGUAAGAAGAUGUCUCCCGAGGCAAUAUACAGAGCAGGCUUUGGGAAGAUCAAGAGGAAUGUCAGCGAACAAGAGCCAAACGAGCAGUACAGAGAGCUGGAGAAGAUUUACAUCAAGGACUACGGUGGCAGCAAAGAACUGUAUUCGAAUGACAUAUCACUCGUGGAGCUCCGAGACGAGGUGGACAUUACUUCCACCACGAUGCCCGUUUGCGUGGACUGGGGCUUGGAGCUGCCCAACCUUCGCCAUGGAGAGCUGGGCGCGGUCGUCGGCUUCGGCGACACUGCGGAGAGAGCGCACGACUCCCUGCGGUUCGCCUUGCUGCCCUUCAUCAAGAGCGCCGAAUGCAAGCGGCACGUCACGGACAGCUUGGCCGUGUACAACAAGCUUCCUGACAAGUUCUGCAUCGGGUUCGUGAACCGCACGACGGUGGCCAAGGGAGACAGUGGGGGCGGCAUCGCCUUCCCGAACGAGGAGCGGGCGUGGUAUCUGCGCGGAGUGGUGUCGCUGGGCAGCUCGCAAGAGACCACCUACUCGUUCUUCACCAACCUCACCACCUUCGUGCCGUGGAUGUCAGGCCUCAUUCAACUCGGAGAGGUGAGCGGCCGGCGCUGCGGCGUGGACGUGAACCAAGCCAGCAUCGUGAGUGGCGCCGCGGCAGGGCAGUUCGACUUCCCCUGGGAGGUGGACGUCUACUACAAGCAGACCUCGAACCACGACUUCGAAAGGCUCACCACCGGGGCUCUUAUUGGUCCCAACCUCAUCAUAACGCGGGCUAAGUCCGUGACUUCCACCGGCCAGCCCAUCGACCUGUCGGAAUACCCGUCGACGUGGCUAAGAGUGACGCCCCGUCGCGAGGCACACUUCAAGAGCCUCGAAAAGGCGAUCAACGUCAGCGAGGUGGUUCGCGGCUUCUUCCCGAGCGACGUGCUCGCCGCUUCAGGCUUGUUCUACAACAUCCUCCUCCUGGAACUGAAGCAGCCCGUGCACCUGAUGCCCGUGUGCUUGGACUGGACUGGCGGUGCGCUGCUCAAAAAGGAGCGCCUCGGAACGGCGCUGUCAGACUACGAGACGGACAACUCGACGUUGUGGACGCGCCUGCCCAUUUUGAACACCACCAGCUGCAAGCAAUUGAGCUCGGCCCAGCCCGGCAGUCACCACGUAUGCACUGUCCAAGAAGGCCCGAAGCAACUGCGAGCCCACAACAGCUUGUACGUGUUCGCCGGCAGCACAUGGUUUCUGCGCGGCGUCGGGUCUGACAGUGUGUCCACACCUGACGGCACCGUCACCGCGUACACUGACAUGAGCGAUCGCGGCGUGCGUCAGUGGCUGUCCAAGACCAGCGACAUGAUCGGCAAGCCCACUUGUGGCAACGUGAAUCUGUGCGAGCCGCUCUCUGCCGGACUCUCGCUGCGCGGACACAUGCCCUGGACGGUGGCCGUGGUGGUGGGCUCUGGAAGCGGCAGCCGCACGGAGUCCGGCAUGCUCAUCCAGCCGAACGCGGUGCUCACAGACAGCGCAGCCGUAGUGAACCUGUCUGGUUGGAACGGUGACGGUAUAGUCCCGACAGUGUCAACAGACUCUAUCGCUGUAUUUUGGACAGCCGCAGACGGUAGCGUUAAGAGAAGCCAGGUGGUCCGUGUGCUCGUACGCGAGGGUGCCGAGGUCGGGAAGGACGGCCGGCCGCUCCUGGACGUGGCGCUGCUCGAGCUGCGUCCGGACCAGGCCGUGCUCGCCACCCCGAUAUGUCUCGACCUCAACGGGAACGUGCUCCAGCCGUUGGCAACCGGGCAGCUGGGCUUGGUCGAGGCGUGGUCCUCCUGGGGUCCUACCAAUCACAGUUUGGUGAGUGUGCCGUUUAUGGGACCAGCGGAGUGCAGCACCCAGCUCCGCCAGUCAUCAAAUCGGUCAAGGGAAUCCAAUGAGUUUUGCACGUCAGCCACCCCCGGCGUUCUGGAUCCGACGGCGGUGCUAGGAGGAGGCUUCUUGGUGUCGUCUGGCAGCCAGUGGUAUCUGCAGGGACUCUACACGGGCUUUGCCCGGCUGCGCCAUCGCACCGUGGGACUGGCGUCUGACUUCCGUGACGAUGCCCUGAAAGGAUGGAUGCGGGAGGAGCUGAGGAAGAUAAAACCCGUGAACUUGAAGUCUCCAGACGACAGUGGGCCGAAGAACUGUGUAGGAGGGCGGCCGACUGCUACUGAGUGCGGCCUGUUCAACUCCAAGGAUGAGCUUCAAGACGAAAACGACUUUCUCUACAAGGCGUCCAGAAACCGCAUGGAGUGGAAUGUCCAGGUGCACGUGUAUCGCAACAACCCCGUGUGGGAGGUUCGUGGGGGCGUUCUCAUUAGGACAUCAAUGGUAGUCACGUCCGCCUUAAACAUGUUCUCGAGGAAAUCAAAUGAGUCGUCGGGCCCCGGAGAAGCCAUCCGAACGAGCAACGUCCUCGUCAAAUACAUUACUGCCGACGGAAGAGGCCCUUUCUCUGUUGAAGUAGAAGUGUGGGAUGACGCCUACUCCAGCCAACGGACUCUGGUUCCUACGCUGUUCCGCACCCUGGGCGCAUGCAGGAUCGCACCUCCUGUAGACUUCCUCAACGCCGAGUUUUGCACCGAACCGACCUCAGUGUCUCGUUUGCGACAGUCAUCUUCCAGUGGCCUGAAGGCGUAUCGAUAUCAACUGGAAUCGUCGAAUCGUCCAACCUAA
Thrips palmi is the source of this 4020-nucleotide messenger RNA. RefSeq lists its product as uncharacterized. Gene Ontology annotation, biological process: proteolysis. NCBI's taxonomy places the organism in Eukaryota, Metazoa, Arthropoda, Insecta, Thysanoptera, Thripidae. Bases 388 to 4020 code for a protein of 1210 amino acids. The transcript is spliced from 26 exons. The record is from RefSeq and is a predicted model, not a curated record. Gene Ontology annotation, molecular function: serine-type endopeptidase activity.